AGUGUAUACUACGUACAAUCAUUCAAGGAUGCUUGUAUAGUGGAACAUUUGCAGCACGCCUCAUAACCCAAAACAUGGUUAUGUGGAGUCGCCAGUGCUCAAUGUUUAAAGCGAUCAAUAGAGCGCCUCGUUCUAAUGUGAAUAUAUGACUACUUCAAAUGUCAACAUGGUAUGCCGUUACUCGUUAUAUAGCAUUUCAUCGACUAACCACUGCUUUACGUUAGUAGCAGGUACUAUAACACGUCCUAUAACAAAUUUGGUCCGGGUAUAUGCUUUGUUCCACGACGAAAUCUCUUAUAUAAAUGAUCAAGCGAUAUCAUCUCCAAGGACAAGAACAGAGAUCAACUUUCGGGUGUUAGACGACUAUUCCGGUAGAGCUUGCGAGAACAGGGGCCUUUGCGGAGGGAGAAAGCCUUUUUCAGCAUGGCUGAGAUUCGGAAGCUGACAGGGGCCGGCACAUGGGCUUCCGCUUCCUGACAGCACCAGUAAACUGCGCUGCCUUCGAGCGCUACAUGGUAGGUGUGACCUUUUGGUCGAACACCCUUGAAAAAAUAAUGAACCAGGCUCUCGGGAUAUACUACUAGGAUUCCAAGU
Molecule: messenger RNA, 594 nt
Organism: Truncatella angustata
Lineage: Eukaryota; Fungi; Ascomycota; Sordariomycetes; Amphisphaeriales; Sporocadaceae
Exons: 1
Coding region: 146-445 (99 amino acids)
Source: RefSeq, a predicted model, not a curated record